This is a messenger RNA of Brassica napus (rape), 1503 nucleotides long. RefSeq lists its product as uncharacterized. The record is from RefSeq and is a predicted model, not a curated record. Gene Ontology annotation, molecular function: zinc ion binding. The transcript is spliced from 3 exons. The coding region runs from base 1 to 1503 and encodes 500 amino acids. NCBI's taxonomy places the organism in Eukaryota, Viridiplantae, Streptophyta, Magnoliopsida, Brassicales, Brassicaceae.
AUGGCUAUUUAUGCCAUAAGCAUGAAGUUUCAGUACAGAAGUAGGAAGUCUGAACCAGGGCUGAUGGUGCUUGAAUGUUGUGGUCUGAAUUGCCCAUGGAGAGUGUAUGCAGUGAAAAUUAAGGAUGCUGAUGUGUUCGAAGUUCGGAAAGUGGUAUCACAGAAUUCAUGCUCGAUAGAUGAGUGUGGCAGUUAUCAGACUCAAGCGACUUCAUCGGUUAUUGGAGAGCUAAUGCAAAACAAGUUUGGAAGCGCCGGCGGAGGACCUAAACCGCGUGAAAUAAGGCAGAUGAUGCGUGGUGACCGUGACGUCAAUAUUUCAUACUGGAAGGCAUGGCGUUCUAGGGAUGUGGCCAUUGAUAAAGCUAAAGGUACCACACAAUCAUCUUACCAGCUGCUACCAGGCUAUCUACAAAGGCUGGUGUCUGCAAAUCCGGGGAUGUUGACAAAACUCUACACUCAAACAGUUGAGGGUGGUGGCGAACGUUUCAAAUAUAUGUUUGUCGCUUUUGGCGCUUCAAUCAAGGGUUAUGAGUUCAUGAGGAAAGUGGUGGUGGUUGAUGGUACUCACUUGAAAGGAAAAUAUGCAGGGUGUUUACUGACUGCGUCUGCCCAAGAUGGAUUUGUUGAGUGGGAUGAUGAGUUGGUGUUUGUAUCUGAUAGGCACACGUCUAUAUACAAAGGUCUUAGUAAGGUCUAUCCGGGAGCAGCGCAUUGUAUCUGCGUGGUUCAUUUGAAGAGAAACAUAAGGUCGAAUUUUAGAGCUCGACACCUGGAGUAUCUUGUUGCUAAAGCAGCUAGGACCUUCAGAUUGCAGGAAUUCUAUACAACUUUUAACGAGAUUAAGACAAUGGAUGCGGCAUGUGCUGAGUACUUACUUGAUAUAGGGUUAGAGCAUUGGGCGAGAUCACAUUUCCCAGGGAAGAGAUAUAAUAUCAUGACAAGCAACCUUGCGGAAUCAUGGAAUUCUGUUUUGCGGGAAGCUAGAGAAUUUCCGGUAAUACAUUUGAUCGAUUACAUUUGUACUAAGCUCACAGGUUGGUUUGCAACGAGAAGGGAAGCAGCCCAAAUGAAUAGGGGUUCAAUGUCGCCAAAGGUCUCCGGAAUGCUAACAAAAAGUUUUGAGCAGACAGGUGGAUACGUCGUAACUCAAAUUGCAGAGGACGAGUACGAGGUGCGCAACAAGAACGGAGGAAGCUUUCACGUUGACCUCGAUAAAAAAACAUGUAGCUGUUACGAGUUUCAGGUGCUUGCCAUUCCAUGUUCACAUGCUAUAGCUGCUGCAAUCAAGGCAAAGAUUAGCGUGGAAUCGUUGGUGUUGCCUGCAUACACUAUUGAGGGACUAAGGUCGGCAUAUGCAGGGAGUGUAUUGCCAGUGCCUGACUACACAGGUAUGUCUGAUUUGGUUUCUGACUUUGGUGGUAUGAAAUUGUGUCCUCCAGUGACAAGACGCCCACCUGGGAGACCGAAGAAGCAGAGGUUCUUCUCCAGGGGAGAAAAAUAG